AUGUCUGCAGACGAAUCCAUGCGGGAUGGCAGUGUGCCGGUGGAGCAGAUGGAUGAUGAAGGCCGAUCGGUAGAAAGAAUGAUGACAGGCUAUCUCUCAGAGGAAGAAAUGGAGGAUCUCACUACAUCCGUGGACAUGAUGGAGGUUAGCAGUCCACCGCAGGAGAUGGAAGACGACAACCCAUCGGAACAGGAUAUGGACUACCUUUUUGAGCCACUACCGACGUAUAUCCUGUACCCACUGAUCCAAGCCAUGGGGAAGGAGAGUGUCUACCGUGCGUUCGAUCGCUGUGAGCCCGUACGCGAGGAGUUCAACACACAGGUGAGAGACAAAGUAUUGAACGACAUGAUGACAUACGAUGCGCCGGCGGGAUACAAUCCUCACGAGCAGACCGACUUCAGCAGCAAGUGGUGGUAUCAAUACAUCAGCUCCGGGGCUCCCGUACAGUUCAUCUUGGACGCCAUUGACAGUGGGGACGAACAGGCCGUCAGACGCUGGCUCGACGGUGAGAUGGUUGACAAUAAUGCCAACCCCGAGGAUAGCUCCACGAUGGCCAAUCUCACCCUGCAGUUUGGCCAGCUUUCCGUUGCCAACCUCCUGCGAAGCCGUCGCGCCGAGGUCAAUAAUGGCUACCCGGGGAACAUGACGGAUCUGGAUCACAUCUUCUGGGAUCCCUUCCUGCUGAAAAUGGGGCGGCACGAACUGAUGCGCGUUAUGCAGCUGUUGAUUGGUGUUGGAGAACAUUUUACCCGCCUUGAAGUCAUGGUUGCUCUGCUCCGGAACCCGGAUGCCCGUCAGCUGCUGAGCAAAGCCGUUGUCAAUGAUCAGGGCAUCCUGGAUCUGAGGAACCGCACGGGGUACACGGUGCUCCACAUGGCGGCAGGGUAUGGCACUCUGGACUGCUGCCGUGAUCUAGUCGAGCAGGCCCCCUGGCUGCUGACUGCUGAAAGCUGCGAAGGUGUCACUCCCCUGCAUGUGGCAAUAAUCCAGGGCAAUCAAGACACGGCACUGUAUCUCAUCGAAGGGGGGACGCUCCUGCAGAGAUCCACGUUCUGUGUGUAUACAGAAGCGUUCAUGGCCUGUGUUAUGAAGAAAAAGCGUGUUGUCCGCGAACUACUUCACGCACGACACUGGGACGCCUAUAGCAAGGCUCAAUGGGGGUCGGAUGCACAGCUUGGAUCCAUCGUAAGCUACCGCUCUUACGACGAUACGCUGGGAACGUGUAUUGACGGUGCACUCGGAGAGCAUAGAAUACACUGGCCCUCAUACAGAAACCAGCUGGUUGCAAAGCUACGUGACAUUGCUUACCACGGGAUCCGCUUUGAUCGGGGGAAUUGGUGAAUCGACGCCCGGUCCCCGAGUACGGUUCCACUUUGAAGCUUUUUUUUUUAGCCCCCGGCCAUUGAUAUCGA
Messenger RNA from Aspergillus heteromorphus CBS 117.55, 1412 nucleotides. RefSeq names its product ankyrin repeat domain-containing protein. Lineage: Eukaryota; Fungi; Ascomycota; Eurotiomycetes; Eurotiales; Aspergillaceae. The transcript is spliced from 2 exons. Gene Ontology annotation, molecular function: protein binding. The coding region runs from base 1 to 1341 and encodes 446 amino acids. The record is from RefSeq and is a predicted model, not a curated record.